AUGUCAACUCUUUAUCUAACAGGUUCCUAGGCCACUUAUGAAUCUUUUGAUGUUAAUGUUGCUAAUAAAUUAAAGGAUAUUUGUAAGGAUAUGGAAGCAUUAAUAAUCAAAACCAAUUAAAAAUUUUCAAGACUUUUAUAAAGUUAAUAAAAUAGCUUUUAUAAGUCUUUUCAAUUAGUUAUUGAAUAAAUCUCUUCAGAUUUUAAGAAUUUACAAUAAAAAUUUGAUGAAUACGUGACGUAUUAUGAAGAUGAAACAUAAGUAAAAGAAUUAAGAAAAUAGACUAGGUAGCAAAAACAUAAAAUAAAUUGAUUUUUUUUAGAGAUGAGUGUUAAGUUUUAAAUAAAUUAUGCAUUGAUUUGAAACAUCAAAAUCAAGAAUUAUAAUAAAAAGUCAAAGAACUUGAAUAAGUAUUAUCAUUUAUUUAAUAUUAAAAUAGGAAAUCAAUAAUCAUAAAUUUAUACUAAUUAAAUAAAUUGAUAAAAACUCAAAAUUAAAUGAGGAAGCAGAAAUUAUGAAAUAAAAAAUACAAUUAUCUUAAAACAUUUAAUUAAUGAGUAGAUAUAAUGAUUAAAAUAUAACAAAUGAAAAGAAACUUAAAGUUCCUCAUCUAAAAUUAAAUAAUCGAUUCCCUACAGAUCUUACUGAUUUUGAACAUUAAAGUAUUAGUACAUUUAGCAAUAAAAAUUAAAUAAUAAACCUUUAGAAGGAAAUAAAAUCAAAAAAAAAUCUAUCAUUAAUUAAUAAAACUAGUGAAGAGUUGACUAAUACUAACUCUAGUAAAUAAAAAAUAUAUUAGAUUGGUAUAUAAAAUUAUGAUAUUAAUUUAGAUCAAUUUUUUGAGAAAUCAUUUAAUUCAAGAACAAAAUCAUAAUAACAUACUUUAAAAAAGUUAGAACAGUCUGAAAUUACUUAAAAGAUGCAAGAAAGAAGCUCUUCAAAUUUAAGAUCUAACAAAAGUAAUACUUAAUAUUAAAAAAAAAUUCCAUUAAUAUCCAGUUGA
Molecule: messenger RNA, 1003 nt
Organism: Paramecium sonneborni
Lineage: Eukaryota; Ciliophora; Oligohymenophorea; Peniculida; Parameciidae
Source: the annotation of a GenBank genome assembly